AUGGGACAAGCGUGUGGACACGCGCUGCUCUGCCGUAGCCAACCGCCAUCCACCGACAUACGAGGUCAGCAAGUGUUACUGCCUCCCGAGGAGAGUACAGCUCCAAGCCUGACAAGUAGACAAUCCACCACGUUUUCUGAACAAGUCCAGGAUGCUCUGCUGCAGCUGGCAGCCGUUGUCGAUGUGCGCUCGCUGCGAGUGGCCCUUCGAGAUGGCGUACAGACGCUGUUACCCCAUGCGGAGUGUGUGUGUGUUUACACACUGGAAGGAAACUCGAGGCUGCUGUCUGACGACCCGUCGCAUGAGCUGCCACAGGAGGGCAAGAUCAGGAGUGUUGUUGACCAGCUGAACCGAUGUCAAUGUGCCGGCUUCCCCUCAUUGGAACUGCCUGAAAAAUACAAAAUCUGUCUUGCAGCACCACUAAAGGCACACCAAAGAGCUGUUGUUAUUCCUAUCUUGGACCAGGAGCGGACCAAAGCCAUUGCUGUCUUACUGGUGGGCUGUAGUCCUCUUUCUGAUCAAGAUGAAGUGCAUCUUAGUAUGCUGGAAAAACAUGCCUCGGUGGCAUGCGUCCGCGUCCAACUCGUUCAAGCAUCCUACCAGAGGCCCCCGCUUAGCCCCUCGCCCAUUCAGUCCCACAAUGCACUGCUGCACCUCAAUGUCUCAGACCAGGACUACAGCGAGUUGGACCGCAACAUACUCCAACUUUGUGGUGAGCUUUAUGACCUUGAUGCAGCCUCUCUCCAGCUCAAAGUCAUCAAUUAUCUGCAGCAGCAGACUCGGUCACAGUGUUGUUGCCUGCUGUUAGUCUCUGAGGACAACCACCAGCUUUUCUGCCAGGUAGUUGGAGACAAAGUUCUGGAGGAGGAGAUCAGUUUUCCGUUGAUGUUCGGACGUUUCGGUCAGGUUGUCGAGAAGAAAAAGUCGAUUACUCUUCAAGACAUCAGCGCUGAGGAGCGCAGGCAGCUGUCUAGUAUGUUAGGCUGCGAGAUUUUCUCCAUGCUGUGUGUCCCAGUUGCGAGCAGGGCCACGGGCCAAGUGGUGGCACUCGCAUGCGCCUUCAACAAGCAGGGUGGACAGAGACACACAGAGGCGGAUGAGCACGCCAUCCAGCACUGUUUCUGCUACACUUCAACAGUCCUUACUUCAACGUUGGCCUUCCAGAAGGAACAGAAACUCAAAGUGGAGUGCCAGGCGCUCUUGCAAGUGGCCAAGAACCUCUUCACACACUUAGAUGAUGUGUCAGUGCUCUUACAGGAAAUUAUAGUGGAGGCCAGGAACCUCAGUGGUGCAGAGAUCUGUUCAGUGUUCCUGCUAGAUCGCCAUAGCCAUGAGUUAGUGGCCAAGGUGUUUGACGGAGGUGUGGUUAGUGAUGAAGAGAAGGAAUUCCGCAUCCCAGCAGAUCAGGGGAUUGCAGGCCAUGUAGCAACCACAGGUCAAAUUUUGAACAUUAAGGAUGCUUACUCCCAUCCUCUUUUCUACCGUGGUGUGGAUGACAGUACCGGUUUCAGGACUCGCAACAUCCUCUGCUUCCCCAUCAAAGAUGAGACCAACGAGGUGAUCGGGGUUGCUGAGUUAGUGAAUAAAAUGAACGGGCCAUGGUUCAACCGCUUUGAUGAGGAUCUGGCCACAGCAUUUUCCAUCUACUGUGGUAUUAGCAUUGCCCACUCUUUGCUCUACAAGAAGGUCCAUGAAGCUCAGUUCAGAUCACACUUGGCCAACGAAAUGAUGAAGUACCACAUGAAGCUUUCAGAAGACGAGGUGAGCAAGCUGUUGAUAGUUGGGAUUGAACCAGUUAAGAAGAUCCACCCGUGUUUUGCUGAGUUCACCUACACGCCACGUUCGCUUCCCGAUGAGACCACACCUAUGUGUGUCCUAAGCAUGUUUGAAGACAUGGGUUUCAUCAACACUUACAAGAUUGACCGUCAGACUCUUGCCAGAUUUUGUCUAAUGGUCAAAAAAGGCUACAGGGACCCACCCUACCACAACUGGAUGCAUGCAUUCUCAGUCUCCCACUUCUGCUACCUGCUUUACAAAAACCUUGGGCUGUCCAACUACCUCGAAGAUAUAGAGAUUCUAGCUCUCUUUGUCUCAUGUCUGUGCCAUGACCUGGACCACCGCGGGACCAACAAUUCUUUCCAAGUGGCCUCGCAAUCUGUGCUGGCUGCUCUAUACAGCUCAGAGGGAUCUGUGAUGGAGAGACAUCAUUUUGCCCAGGCUAUUGCCAUUCUUAAUACUCAAGGCUGCAACAUUUUUGAAAAGUUCUCCAGAAAGGACUACCAGCGCAUGCUAGAUUUGAUGAGGGAAAUCAUUCUGGCUACAGACCUUGCUCACCAUCUUCGCAUUUUCAAAGACCUACAGAAGAUGGCUGAUGAUGGCUAUGAUCCUAAAAGCAGCACUCACCGCUCGAUGCUCCUGUGCCUGCUGAUGACAUCGUGCGACUUGUCAGACCAAACCAAGGGCUGGAAGACAACUCGCAAGAUUGCUGAACUUAUCUAUAAAGAGUUCUUCUCUCAAGGAGAUCUGGAAAAAGCCAUGGGGAACAGGCCCAGCGAGAUGAUGGACAGGGAGAAAGCAUACAUCCCGGAACUGCAGAUCAGUUUCAUGGAGCAUAUCGCCAUGCCCAUUUACAAGCUGCUGUCCGAACUAUUUCCCGGGGCCACGGAGCUCUAUGAGAGAGUGUCGGCCAAUCGGGAGCAGUGGACCAAAGUGUCCCACAAGUUCACCAUCCGUGGGUUGCCUAGCAACAACAGCCUAGACUUCUUGGACCAGGAAUAUGAGCUACUGCAGUCCCAGGGCGCUUUCGGGAGUGACCACCUCUGCCUUAACGGCUGCCUUGACGAUUGUGAAGGGGGACAUGGCCAGUGA
This is a messenger RNA of Nerophis lumbriciformis (worm pipefish), 2868 nucleotides long. The record is from RefSeq and is a predicted model, not a curated record. NCBI's taxonomy places the organism in Eukaryota, Metazoa, Chordata, Actinopteri, Syngnathiformes, Syngnathidae.